CCACGCGCUGCGGCGGUUGCCCGUGGCGCCCGCGAGCCAGCGCUGCAAGCCCGCCGGCUUCUCCUCAGCGGCCGCCGGCUCCCGCUACCCAUGGACGCCCCGCCGCGCCCCGCGCCUCCGCCGCUGCCCCCGGGCCCGCGCCCGGACACGAGCGGCGUCCUGCAGCAGAUCAUGGCCAUCACCUACCAGAGCCUGGACGAGGCACAGGCCAGCAAGCACGCCCUGCACUGCCAUCGGAUGCAGCCGGCUCUCUUCAGCGUGCUCUGCGAGAUCAAGGAAAAGGCAGUGGUGAGCAUCUGCUGCCCCCAGGAAGAGGAGCCCCCCGGCGCCCAGCUCCUGCGGCUGGACAGCAUGCUGCUGGCCGAGGGCGUGGCCGGCGCGGCGGCCCCCGGCGGCUGUCCCAAUGGCGGUCGCACUGAGCGCUCGGACUACAGGGCCCAGCUGGCCCAGAUCCGGCAGAGGUACCGCUCUGAGCUGGAGAAAUAUGAACAGGCCUGCGGCGAGUUCACCACGCACGUCACCCACCUGCUCCGGGAGCAGGGCAGGAUGAGGCCCGUGUCCGCCCUGGAGAUGGAGCGCAUGGUGGGCGUCAUCCGGGGCAGGUUCCGCGCCAUCCAGACGCAGCUGAAGCAGAGCACCUGCGAGGCCGUGAUGACCCUGCGCUCGCGGUUCCUGGAUGCCAGGCGGAAGCGGCGCAACUUCAGCAAGUGGGCGACGGGGGUGCUGAACGAGUACUUCUACUCCCACCUGAGCAGCCCGUACCCCAGCGAGGAGGCCAAGGAGGAGCUGGCCAGGAAGGGCGGCAUCACCGUCUCCCAGGUCUCCAACUGGUUCGGCAACAAAAGGAUCCGCUACAAAAAGAACACGGGCAAGUUCCAGGAGGAGGCCGCCACGUACGCCGGGAGAGCAGCCCCGGACGCCCCCGACGUCGGGGUCCCGCCGCCGCCCGGCCCCGCUUCCCCUGCCCCCUUCCCACUGCUGGCCGGCGCUGGAGACGUGUUUCUGAGCCUGCGGACGCUGGCCUCCCUCCAGCCGCCUCCAGGGGGCGCCUGCCUGAAGUCCCAGGCUGGAGCCGAAGCGCGGGCGCCCUCUGCUGGCCGACGAUGCGAGUGCGGCGAGCGCUCAUUCCCUCGUCGGAAGCGUGGAGAACAGACCACCUCCCCAGGUGCCCCCAACCCCGUUCCCAAGAGGAAUGGGGGGUGGGGGCGACGGGGCUUUGAUGGGGCCCUGGGUUGACUUCAGGCCGCGGGAGUCCCUGAGCCGGCGCCAGGACGUCAGAGGGUGGUGGAGGGCUGCAGAGUUGGGUGGCUCACGCGGGGGCAGACGGGGGACCUGCGGCUACAGCGCCCUUGGCUCAGCCCCUUGAGGAAUAUUAGAGGCCGGGAAGCUGGGGCCCCCACCGGGCCGAGGGCCAGGGGCUACCUCACCCAGGGUAACUGGCGGGACCUGGGCAAACACGGAGGCUAAUCCUCCGCCUGCGGCGCCCGCAUCCCAUGUGGGCACCGGUUCGAGUCCCGGCUGCUCCGCUCUGAUCCAGCUCCCUGCCGUGGCCCGGGAAAGCAGAAGAUGGCCCAAGUGCUUGGCCCCUGCACCUGCGCGGGAGGCCCUGAAGCAGCUCCUGGCUCCAGAUUGGCCAGCUCCGGCCAUUUGGGGACCAGCAGAUGGAGGACCUCUCUCUCUGCCUCUCAAAUAAAUAAAUAAAAUCUUAAAAAAAGAAAAUAAAGAAAGAUAAGGAGACCUUAGGUAUGUCCCCAACAUUUAAAAAAAAAAAAAAAGCGAGGGCAGAAUUAAGCCAAGCACAGGGACCAAGCCGGGCCUGGCUUCGUGGCUCCCAAGGAGAACUGGGGGGGGGGGGGGGGGGGUGCUGGCAUGGAAGCUGCUGAUAGUCCAGAAUCAGGGGCUGGGUCAGCCUCCCCCGGCCAGGACCCCUUCCCUUCCUACUGG
Molecule: messenger RNA, 1944 nt
Organism: Oryctolagus cuniculus (rabbit)
Lineage: Eukaryota; Metazoa; Chordata; Mammalia; Lagomorpha; Leporidae
Source: RefSeq, a predicted model, not a curated record